UGCUGGCGGCAGAUAUGUAAUCGCCCAAUUCCUUUUAUUUGUUUUCGUCGCACAACAUCAACAUCCGGGUACGCGCGGCGUGGUGACGUCAUUCGGGAAGCGUUAAUGUCAGUCAUCUGACCAAGCAACUGCUGCAGCUAGCACAUCGGGCCAUGAUGGCCUACCCGGACUCCCGCAACCCAUUCGCAGACGAUGACGACGAAGAUAGCUUCCGCCCUUCAAACAGGGGCUUGGACGGCGACCCCGGCGACGGCGGGCUGACCGACGCCGAGAGGAGACAGCGCUACCUCCAGCAGGAAGUGAUGCAUACGGCUCAGUCGGCGGUGGACAGCAGCUACCGUUCCCUCGGGUACAUCUACGAAUCCGAGAAGAUGGGUGUGGAAACGGCAGAGGAGCUGAUGCGACAGGGGGAAGUUCUGAAAAGGACGGACAAAAUGUUGGACAACAUGGAUGAGGAUCUGAAGACCAGCCAGAAGCACAUCAACAGUAUCAAGAGUGUUUGGGGAGGCCUGGUCAGUUACUUCAAGGGCAAACCUGACCAGCCCAAACCUCCAGCGGAGGAGCCAAAGCCCUACCAGGCCAACGAAAGAUUACAGAGUGCUUUGGCGACCAGCAGAGGGCAAGAAGACAAGUACCAAGCAAGUCACCCCAACCUCAGAAAGCUGGAGACAGGAGGGUUUGGGGCCUCGGCAUCAGUCGACGGCGACUUCUCCGCCCGAAAUGGAUCUUCUCAGAACAGACACCUUCGACAAGCUCACCAGACCUUGGACAACAAUUUAGGUGAAAUGGCGGACGGCUUGAGCAGGCUCAAGAGGCUCGCCUUGGGUCUCCAGUCGGAGAUCGAAAGCCAGGAUGACUCCAUCGAUUGUCUCUUCAACAAAGUGGACAAGAUGGACACAAAGAUCAAUAAUACAAACCAGCAGAUUAAACGCCUCAAAUAAACGUUUUGGGACCUCACAGACA
This is a messenger RNA of Syngnathoides biaculeatus (alligator pipefish), 963 nucleotides long. It is a transcript of the gene snap29, whose product is annotated as synaptosome associated protein 29. The record is from RefSeq and is a predicted model, not a curated record. Gene Ontology annotation, cellular component: plasma membrane; SNARE complex. The coding region runs from base 153 to 941 and encodes 262 amino acids. The transcript has 6 exons. Gene Ontology annotation, biological process: exocytosis; synaptic vesicle priming; synaptic vesicle fusion to presynaptic active zone membrane. NCBI's taxonomy places the organism in Eukaryota, Metazoa, Chordata, Actinopteri, Syngnathiformes, Syngnathidae. Gene Ontology annotation, molecular function: SNAP receptor activity; syntaxin binding.